CAACUGCAAUGGUUACUGCGUCUUUGGUCUCUUUCAAUGGCCGAGGAGUGGAUGGUUGAGUCUUCUGACGAUGAAGUCUGUUCAUCUCUAGGCUCAGAGGGUCUUGGAGGCGCUCCCAAAAGGAAGCAUGUAAAGACGUCUGAUGCAGCAGAUGUGGAGAUAGGAGAGUUGUACAAGAGGAUAGCAAGAGAUGGAUAUGUUCAACUGCAAUGUGUUGAGAAAAGAAGGAAGGAGUCGCAACAGAAUCAGUCGCUAGAGAGAAAGGUGGAGGGAACCAAAAAUGCAGAGAAGGAGAAAGAAACAAAAGAGAAUAAAUCGGACAUGCCAGUAACAGACAAUUCAACAUUUGACUUUUGUGAUGACAUACAUGUUAUCCCAACUGCUCCCACUCCACAACCAGACGUAAAGCGUGCUGCUCUGAAAGGUUCAAAGAAGCGGAAACCAAAGACUGUUGCAAAGUGGAGUAACGUGAUUCGCCACUUGCAAAUCGAUUACGAGAACGAAUCAAAGACUCGGACAACCACACACACAGUAGGUGCAGAUGUCAAAGAUGAGGAUACUUUACUAAGGGAGAAGCAAUCUACCCAACCUGAAGCAGCACACGGUGGUAUCGAUUUGUCCUUUUCAAUGUCUUCCAUCGACAGCUCCAUGACAAAGGAUGGCUUACAAGACAAGAUCAAAUAUGCAGAAACUCUCCUUGCAUCUCAGCAAGUCAACCAACCUGCUACAGAGCCCACACAGCAACCAUAGCAACACACAGUUUGGCAUAUCGCAGCUGUUUAUUAACUAAGGAUAUGUUAGCGAACCUAAUAAGAUGUAUAAGACUGUUGAUA
Molecule: messenger RNA, 833 nt
Organism: Corticium candelabrum
Lineage: Eukaryota; Metazoa; Porifera; Homoscleromorpha; Homosclerophorida; Plakinidae
Exons: 6
Coding region: 37-750 (237 amino acids)
Source: RefSeq, a predicted model, not a curated record